AAUCAAAAUAAAAAAAAAAAUUUUUUCCAAUCACGAUUUUUGUUUGUUAAUUUGAUGAAAGAAAAUGUUUUGGCAUGGAUGUAAAAACGUCGUCACCAUCAUAGCAUCACGUAAUAUUCAGCUGAAAUUCACCAUCAUACAAUGUAUGCGUAUCAAUACAUCAUCCAUUUGUAAUGGAAGAAGAAAUUUUCGAAAAUUUCCAAUACCAAAUAAACGUGGAAUAUUUGAACAUAAUAAAUUACCGAAAGAAUUAUUGGAAAAGGAAUAUGAUUUUCCUAUUGCUAUAGAUGAUAUGCGUAUACGUUAUCCCGGUGUAUGGUUUGGUCGUCAUUUUGAAUAUGUUCCCGAAAUGGAACCAGAAAUCAUUGUGCCAAAAGAUUUGGACAAUUGUCAAUUAAAACCAUAUGUAUCAUAUCGUGCAACGGAAAUUCAUCAAUCUGAAUUUACAGCUGAAGAUUUAUUCAAUACUACAUAUGGUACGGAAAUAAUACGUAAAUAUCAGGAUAAACAAUCAAUACCAGAAUCAUGGACUGUUUAUGAUGAACGUCAUGUGAUUGAUGCAAAAAAUAAAGCCCUAAAAACUGGUUCCGAUCUAUUUACACAUACAAGUUAUUUUGGAAAUUUGAAAUAGAAUCAAAACAAAACAAAAACAAAAAAAAAUUCGGUAAACUUAUUUUAUUAUUAUUAUUUGUAGAAAUGAAUAAAAACCACAUUAAUCCAUCACAUCAAUUCUCAUUGAUAAAGGAGUGUCAAAUAAAUAAAAAAAUUUUUUUUUCUGCAA
Dermatophagoides farinae (American house dust mite) is the source of this 781-nucleotide messenger RNA. Lineage: Eukaryota; Metazoa; Arthropoda; Arachnida; Sarcoptiformes; Pyroglyphidae. The record is from RefSeq and is a predicted model, not a curated record.